AUGUGCGUGGCCGAAUUUUGUGUUCCCCUCCUCGAGUUGAAGCUCUGUCGGCAGGUCGCGUCGACGUCGGGCUCUCCCGCCCACCGGCCGGCCGCCGGCAAGCACGGCACGCCACGGGCGUCGAGGCCCGCCUCUCCGGGCAACGCCGCCGGCCCUGAGGGCCCGCACCAGAACGGCACCGCGCCGGCGCCCAACAUCGUCACCGACGGCGCGUCGCAGGACAGCCAGCAGUCGCAGGAGGCGGAGGCGGUAGCGGAAGACCCGGCGCUUCUCAGCGUCGGCGAGCGGCCGCAGCACGGGCUGUCCAUCCGAGGCGGCCUGGCUCUCAAGAAGACGCUCGCGGGCCGGGUCGCAGCGUCCAAAGCCGGCCGCGAGCCACCGCCACCUGCCCCCGCCGUCGAAGACGAGAGCCGCAGCAGCCACGGAGGCCUCAAGAACGCCGCCAACGCCGCCGCCGUGCGCUCCAGGCUCUCCUCGCCGAAGGGUGGCAGGCCCGCAGCUAGCGUGGAGCCGGUGUCUCGAGGGGCGAGGCCGAGCGUCGGUACUGCCCUCAGACUCGCGUCGCGUCUGCAGUCGCCGAGGAGCAGGCGGAGCGCGCAACAGCAGGACUCGGGAGGCGGCGAGGACGGCGUCGACGCGCCCGAAGAACCGGAAGACGGCGGCGGCGACGCGGGUCGUAGAGGCGGCGGCGGCACGGGUCUGGCUGGCGUCGCCAGGCUAGCGUCGCGCGUCCAGUCGCCCUCGGCGGCGACCAGGGGGCGGAGGCAGGAGGAAGCAGCCCGGGGGCAGAAGGCCGGUACCGGAGGCGUGGCCACUGCCCUCUCACUGGCGGCGCGCAUCCAUUCCGGAAAGAGACGCGGCGCUUCGCCGGCUGCAGGUGAGGACGACGCAGACGGCGGUGAGGUCGGAGGCGGAGACGGCGGCGGUGGCGGCAUACCGGUGCGCGCGGCUGCGGGCGUGGUGGCGGCAGCUAGGCGCGCCCGCUCCCCCAAAGCUGCGGACGCGGCCAACGCCGUCAGGGGCUCUACGGGAGCCGGCGCACUGAGAGGCGUGGCGGCGGCCGCUUCCCGCCUGCAAUCGCCGCGCGGCCAGAGAGGAGCAGCCAGCAGCGGCGGCGGCGGAGGAGGAGGGACGACGGUGGGAUCGUUCGCGAUGGCAGCGUCUGUGGCCUCUCGAGUGCAGUCUCCCAGGGGCCGAGCCGCUGCUGGAGCAGCAACCGCCGCCCCUGGUUCGCCGGUCGGGUCCGUGGCCGCUGUGGCGUCCGUGGCGUCCAGGGUGCAGUCCCCGCGCAGCCGACCAGGAAGCGGCAAGCACUCGUCGCUGGCGUCGACGGCCUCCGUGGUGUCGCGCAUGCAGUCGCCGGGCAGCAAGGCGGUCUCUCGGCGCGGCCAGCAGCUGCAGCAGCAGCCGUCCCGGACCGGGGGCCGGCUGGGCGGGCUGAUGACGCUCUCCGUGAUGCGGCGGCGCGCGGACCGCGCGCGCAGGCAGCUCUCCAGCAUCGCCUCCUCCGCCUCCCAGGACGCCGACGCCGCCGAGGAGCCGGACCCCGCCGCCCCCGCCACCGCCACCGCCACAGCCGCCGGCCUGCGUCCGGACGAAGCGGUGUACGUGACGCCCACGAUGGCUUCGCCGUCCAGCGUCACUGCCACGGUGACCAGCGUGUCCAACCGCACCACCACCACCCCCGCCGCGCUCUCCUCCACCGGCGCUGCCGCCCCCGCCGGGUCGGCCUCCUACAAGCAGCCGAUGGCGCCCGUCGAGGAACCCACCGUCACCACCGCCGCAGCGACACAGGUACACCUGGCGUCGGUCUCGCUGCUGGCAGAGCCAAUCAGCGUGUCUGCUGCCCCCGCCGCCUCCGCCGCCCCCGCAGCACCGGCCACGCCCAGCACGCCCGACACGUCUAUCGCGCUGGUGGCCUCCACCACGACGCCCGCCCUGCAGCUGGCCGACCCCGCAGCCGAUCCGCAGGCCCAGGAGCAGCCGCAGCAGCAGCUGCACAAGAGCGACAAGCCCGCCGCCAGCCUCUCCGUGGCCUCCAACAAGGCUGCGCCACCACUCGGCCCGGCUGCCUCCACCGCCAAGCCGGCGGCGGCAGCGAUGACGACGGAAUCCCCCGGCAAGGCCUCUGGGAACCCGACAUCUUCCUCCGGUGGCGGCGAUGCAGGCACCGAGGGCGGCCAGGGCCCGCGCGUCGACAGCGCCUCGCUGGUCAAGAAGCUGCUGGCGUCGAAAGCGGCCGCCGAGGGCAAGGCCCCGACUGCCGGGGGCGGCGCGAGUGGGACCGGCGCCAAGACUGAGGCUGCGGGGGCGGCGGCUGCGGCCAAGGCAGCCACGGGCGCUGUCAAGACCAGCCACAUGGGCGUGCCCACGGCGCGCAAAGCGGGGUCGGAGAAGCAAGGCUCGGUGAAACAAGAGGGCAGCAAGAGCAACAGCAACAGCAACAGCGACAUCAAGUCGGCGAGCAGUAGCAACGGUGCCAUCACCACGAGCGAACGUCUGGUGCAGGAAGGGCCCGAUGCAGAGACACUCAGCGCCAACAAGCUCAUGACCGCCAAAGGAGAAAAGCGUGAGGGGCUGAGGCAAGAUGGCAGGCAGCUAGCGGACGGCAACCUGUGCCGUGUUGGUGUUGGUGUCUGGCCACCGAGUCAGAGUUGUAUUUAUGGCGAGAGAAAAGCGGCUAAUGAGGCCAGGCGCUGCAGCAGCACGCAGAGGGUGGAGGGAGGCUGCGCUGGCAGUGGCGGCGGCGGCCCUUUGCUUUGCCUGGGGGACGCGUGGCCGCCUUAUCGCGGCGCCAUCGCGUCGCGUGACAAGACACGCCGCGCGGCGCUCGCACUGCAGCGCCGCGCUAAAGCGUCACGCAGCCUGCCGGAGACCGCCUCUGCCGCGGACACGUGCCGCCAGGGGAGUCACGUCCCAACAGCGGGUGCUUUGUCUCGGCUUGGCUCGCUGCGGCUGGGGCAGGGGCGGUGGCGGUGGCGGUGGCGCACGCGCUGCAGGCCGGCGGGGGGCGGCGGCGCUGGUGUCGCGACUGAGCGCGCGCCGGGCUGUCGGCAGAGGUCUCCGGAGCGGCGCUUCCUGAGCCUCGUGGUGGGCGGCUGCGCUCCCGCGGCGCGCGCCAACAUGAACGGCUACCAGCUGCACUCGGAGGACAGCGCCGCCAGCGCCGACGACUGGGACCGCCGCAGCCACCGCGAGGCCUGGUAA
Molecule: messenger RNA, 3207 nt
Organism: Schistocerca americana (American grasshopper)
Lineage: Eukaryota; Metazoa; Arthropoda; Insecta; Orthoptera; Acrididae
Product: AT-rich interactive domain-containing protein 1B-like
Exons: 8
Coding region: 1-3207 (1068 amino acids)
Source: RefSeq, a predicted model, not a curated record